This is a messenger RNA of Humulus lupulus (European hop), 1329 nucleotides long. RefSeq lists its product as uncharacterized. The transcript has 2 exons. The record is from RefSeq and is a predicted model, not a curated record. NCBI's taxonomy places the organism in Eukaryota, Viridiplantae, Streptophyta, Magnoliopsida, Rosales, Cannabaceae. Bases 1 to 1329 code for a protein of 442 amino acids.
AUGGCCGAUCUCUAUCGAAUUGAACAAGGGGAGAAUGAACAUCCAAAGGCAUACUUACAGCGUUUCAUUGACCUCGUGCAUCAAAUCCACGACGUCGACCCACUCACCGCAGCAAAUCUCUUCGUCAAAAGCUUGCGGACCCGAGCCGAGGGCGUCUUCAGGGUAUUAGAAUUUCGAGAGCGCACACAGAAGAAGACUGCACUCAUCUCUGCUCCCCCAGCAAAUAAUCCUCCACCACCUGCCAGGGAUAACAAGAGGAAGCGGAACCAAACAGAUCAUACGAAGGAAGGCAAAAGGCCUAGACAAGAUCGUCAGCCAUCGCGGUACCCAUCCUUCGAAUACACCGUCCUGCAAGAAGUCAUUUAUGAAGAAAAUAAAGAUAGGCCUAUCUGGCGAGAGCCCUACAAAAUUAACACUCCAUCUGACAGAAGGGAUAAAAGCAGAUACUGUCUCUUCCACAAAGAUCACGGUCAUACGAUCGCUGAAUGCCACAAUCUGAACAAUCAGAUCCAAGCCCUCAUGAGGAGUGGACGGCUUACCCAAUACAUCAAGGAGACAGGCAGACCAGGCGCCUCGCGGCAGAACACAGCUUCUGCCCCCACUCCGCCGGCGUCAGACCCCGUACACACCGCCUCUGACAGCACCCCGGAGCCUCUUAAACAAGUUUCUAUGAUCCACGGGAUCAUAGAACCCACCGAUAAUCAAGAGCACGCGACUAAAAUCCAUAAGAGGAUGGAAGAACGAGUGAAGCGGUAUAAAUCAUUAGGCCACGUAGUCAAUCUCGUCACUUCAGAAGAAAGAAGCUACACAGCCUCUGCUAUCACCUUCACUGACGAAGACCUGAAGGGUGUACACCUGCCUCAUGAUGAUCCACUCGUCAUUUCCUUACAAGUUGACCACUGCCAGCUGGGCAGAGUUCUGAUCGAUGGGGGUAGUGGGGUCGACAUCCUCUUCUGGGAAGCCUUCCAGAAAAUGGGACUAGAGGAGAGUCAGAUUCGACCCUCCACCAUGCCCAUUCUGGGAUUCAAUAGCCACCGAGUCUAUCCGAAGGGCGUCGUUCGAUUAACUGUGGUAGCUGCAGAACGCGCCCUUCCAAUAGACUUCCUCAUUAUAGACUCCACCACGAGCUAUAACGCCAUCAUGGGGAGAGGUUGGAUCCACCGGAUGCAGGGGGUAGUAUCCACUCUACAUCAGGUGAUGCGGUGCCAAUCACUCAACGACCGAUACACUAUCGACAUCAAAGGCUGCCAGAAGCAGACCAAAAAGUGCUUCCUUACCUUAAAAGAAAUAAAUAGCUCUGCCUCCCAUGAAGACUCUCUUGACAAAUAG